UAUACAGACGUUAGCAUCCGAACAACUACGUUUGUAUUCUUUAAUAUUGCAAUUCAAUACAGUAUUCAAUACAGAAUUUUUAUUUUUUUUGCAAUGGCUCUUUCGAACAAGAAGUUUGCAACAGUUGGGCGAAAGAAGGCACCAGAGACAAAAACACAGAAGGCUGUAUCUCUUAAAAAGGAUGAGGAUGACAGUGCAGAAAGGACGGACGGAUGGAAGAUUACAAAGUUGACGGAUCCACUCGAGAUCAAGGAGAAGGAACAGAAGGAGGAGAUAACACGGAUCUUGACGACAAAAAACCCCCAUGCACCCGACAAUAUUGUCCACUACAGCUUCAAGGAAGGAGCCUUCAAGCCUGUUACUGUGGAUCACAUGGCCCUGCACUUUGUCAUGGAAGGCAAUUUGGUGGACAAGAACUGGGAGAGUGAAGCUCAGAGACGGACGUUUCUACCUGCAGAGAGUGAGUCAACUGAUGAAGAGGACGAUGAAGAGAAAGCCAAAACACCAGCGACUCCUGAGGAUGGUGAUGAGGCAGAGGAAGGAGGAGAAGAGGAGCGACCGGACAGUGUGGACUCGAAAUCGGUCAAAGGGCCUAAACUCAAAAUAACUCUCAUUGAAAGAGCUACUCAAGUCCAGCAUUACCCUCUGAGAGACAAGAGCUGCCAGAAAGAGCCUCCUCUCUUCUGCAACUUCUCUGCGACAGCCAAUCAGUGGGAGAUUCACGAUGCCUAUACAGAGGAGCUGCAGAAGCUGGAGAAAAACAAACACCGAGCAGUUUCAGGGGCCAAAGACGGUGACAGCACAGCGAAAAAGGGAAAUGACAUCAGCAGAGUGGCCAGGGUCGCUAAGAUCAUCGAGCGCAUGCUUCAUCAGAACAUGUUUGAUGACAUCGCUCAAGAUUUCAAAUACUUUGAGGAUGCCUCGGACGAGUUCAGGGGUCAGGAGGGAACUCUGCUCCCCUUGUGGAAGUUCCAUUACAGUAAAGCGAAACGACUGUCUGUCACCGCCCUCUGCUGGAAUAAGAAAUAUCAAGACCUCUUCGGGGUAGGGAUGGGACCAGAUGACUUAAGUAAACAGCAGAAUGGCAUGAUGGUCUUCUACACCCUGAAGAACUCAACCUUCCCCGAGUAUAUCUACCCAACCCGUUCAAGUGUCCUGUGCCUGGACAUCCACGCGCAGCAGUCUCACCUGGUGGUGGUGGGUCUGUACGACGGCUGCGUGGCCGUCUAUAACCUGAGGAAGAAGGGACUGGAGCCAGUGUAUGAGAGCACUGCUGAGACAGGCAAGCACACGGAUCCAGUGUGGCAGGUCCGCUGGCAGGAUGACGACAUGGCGCACAACCCGAACUUCUGUUCCUUAUCAGCUGAUGGCAGAGUCGUGUCCUGGACCCUCGUGAAAAACGAGCUGGUCCACAGGGACAUUAUUCUUCUGUCAGUCAACGGCGCUUUUGCGAAAGGGCCAGAGGAAGCUCAGCAGCUCAGCCAUGUUUGCGGUACAUCGUUUGACUUUCAUAAACAAACUCAGUAUCUCUACCUUGUUGGGACUGAGGAGGGAAAGAUACACAAGUGCUCCAAGAUGUAUUCAAGCCAGUUCCUGGAGACGUAUAACGCCCACAGUAUGCCGGUUGAAGCAGUGAAGUGGAACUACUUCCACCUAAAGAUUUUCAUCUCCUGCAGUUCGGACUGGACUGUCAAGAUCUGGGACCACAGUAUCACAUCUCCAAUGUUCACCUAUGACCUCGGCACAGCUGUGUCAGAUGUUGCCUGGGCUCCAUACUCGUCCACUGUCUUUGCUGCCAUCACAGUAGAUGGAAAGGUUCAUGUCUUCGACCUCAACGUCAAUAAAUACGAGCCAAUCUGCCAGCAACAAGUGGUGGCCAAAAGGACCAAGCUGACCCGCGUCGAGUUCAAUCCCAUAGAGCCCAUCCUCAUCGUCGGAGAUGACCGAGGCUUCGUGACCAGCCUCAAACUGUCUCCGAAUCUACGCAAGGCCACAAAGGGAGAAAAGGGCCAAGAGUUGCCCAAAGGCCCGGAGGCAGAGGUGGCCAAGCUGGAGAAGUUGCUCAGCUCCCUGAGGGAUCACGCCAGCAAAGCCACUGAAUGUCAUCGCUGUCUUUCAUUUGAUGGUGGCCCCUCACAACCGUGACAGUUUCUAAUGUGGCCCUUUAGGACAUUUAAUUGCCCACCUCUGUUGUCGACGCUGCAUUAGCACCAUCAGUGUGAUCGAGGGUCGUCCUGGGGUGUGGAGCUGGGAAGAUGAGUUGGAUGUCAGGGAUUUCAUCUGGAUCCAGCUGCACUUUCUUCUGCUGCGUCUGUGAGCGGAGGUCUCUAUGUGAUGCAGGCUAGCAAUUUAGAUCCAUUUGUUUCCUGAGAGAAGGUGUGCUUGUUAUGUGUAUUUAUGAGGAAGCAAUGCUCUUUUACAUGUAUAAAUAUUUAGAGAACCAGCCUCGAUGAGAUGAGGAUAGUGGCUCCAGAGGCCUAUGAAAGGCAGGAAGUCACAAAUUAUUCAGACAUUUUGACAUUUGAAGAAAACGAGUGGGGUUCUACUCCUCAUAAAAUUGUAAAUGUACCGCUUGUAUCUACGUAUUACACUGAUGGGUUUGGUCUUUUCAGACAAAAAAAAGGGGAGUAGCUUUGGAACUGUGGGGAAC
Synchiropus splendidus (mandarinfish) is the source of this 2650-nucleotide messenger RNA. Its product is annotated as dynein axonemal intermediate chain 1-like. Gene Ontology annotation, molecular function: dynein light chain binding; dynein heavy chain binding. Gene Ontology annotation, cellular component: outer dynein arm. The record is from RefSeq and is a predicted model, not a curated record. The coding region runs from base 94 to 2145 and encodes 683 amino acids. NCBI's taxonomy places the organism in Eukaryota, Metazoa, Chordata, Actinopteri, Syngnathiformes, Callionymidae. The transcript has 21 exons. Gene Ontology annotation, biological process: outer dynein arm assembly; cilium movement.